This is a messenger RNA of Seminavis robusta, 1902 nucleotides long. NCBI's taxonomy places the organism in Eukaryota, Bacillariophyta, Bacillariophyceae, Naviculales, Naviculaceae. The record is from the annotation of a GenBank genome assembly.
AUGUGGUGCUCUUUCAAGCGAGGGCUCAUCCAACCAACCGGUGCGGGACUAGUACCAGUGCCAGCACCACAAGCAUCACCUUCCCCCAAAGCACCACACAGACAGGACAUGGAUAAGUUCAAUCUCGACAAUCUGAAUGAGGAACAAAAAUCCUUCCUCCGAUCGGCCUUCCUUGAAGACCCUGAUGUUUUAGAAGACCUGUUAAAGAGUGGAACCACCACCGUCAGUCAAAGCACAAAAUCAAAGUUAACGAAGAAGUGUUGCUAUUUGCUUUUGGAUAAGGAAUCCCGUAGCUUAUUGGCCCAACUGAAAGCGACCAUCUCCACCGUCGAGUCAUCAAAAAUUAUCCGAAGACUCUUGGAAAAGACAGGGACAAGCUGCGACGUCAAUGAUUCUGACCCCUACGGCAAUGGAGAUCAAACGCCCCUCCCAUCAGAAGGUGCCAGUGCACAAAUCCUGCGAUAUCUUUUUGCCGACGGUGGUGACUUGGAACAGUGGUGGAUCGGAUAUAGAAUGCCCAGCUCCGCCUAUAGCGGAAAGAGGCUUCCUGCCUUUGCGUGGAAUUGCAUCAUGGGAGACCACAUUGCUGUUCGAAACGAGCUACAAGCUCAGCCUACUUUCCAAGACAGACGAAAUGUGCUAGAGCAACGAGUCACGUCUAUGCGCAUGUCACCACUGAUCCUGACCAUUGCAUCUUCCAAGAAUUUGGAUCGUGUUAGCCAAUACACGGGCCGGCCAACUAAGCUAAUGAAUCAUGUGGCGGUUGUUGGCAUUCUAUUAAUGUAUGGGGCCAGCCCCAAUGCCAAAGAGGUUACUGGAAAAACAGCCUGCCAUUAUGGUGCUGGCUCACAUGCCACCAAGGAUACCCUUGAAAUGACAGAUAUGUGCAUUAGGGCAACGGCCACCACAACCUUUCUUGGGAGGAAUGUUGUAUUGGAUGGACUCAGCAGAAAGAAUUACAAUGGCAUGGAGGGCAUCCUAGGUGGUUUUGUAUCAGAAACGGAAAGGAGAGUAUUUCACCCUUUGAAUGACCCAAAAAAAGAGAUGGCUAUCAGGCCUGACAACAUUUUUGUUGUCUCCAAAUGUGCUGGCCAGCAGUCUAGGCAAGUCUGCAUAUUGGACAAGUCUCUAAGGGCAAAAAACCUUGUGGAAGUACAAGACCGUAUUGGAUCAAUCUCGCUUCAUGAGGUGGCAAUGUCAAGUCAGGGUGACGUUGCAAAAUUUCUCCUCCAUCGAUCAUCCAAUUGCUUGGACAUUCCAGAUCUUUCUGGUCGGAGUGUCCGGGACAUGUUUAUGAAACCAGUUUCAGGAGUCAAUCCAGUCAAUGAUGUGAUUCGAGGUCAUUUGAAGAAAACAUCAAAGAAGAAGCUAUGGAAAGUGAGAAAGAAGGAGGCGUGUGAAAUGUGUGGCACAAAGGCAAAUCGUUUGGGCAGGGAGUUGCGUCAAUGUACAAGCUGUCUUGAUGCAGUGUACUGCUCAAAGGAAUGCCAAGUAUCACACUGGAAAGGAUUCCACAGGAAGGAAUGUAAGGAACGAGAAAAGCAGCUGGGACUGGAAUUGGGGGAUCCAGCAAGUAUUCCAAAAGGCCAUACAAGCAUCAACUUUUGUUCGCAAACAAGGUCUUCUCAAUUUCAUUGUACGGCACCAAAAAGUGCAAAGCAAGAUGAAAAAUUCUGGGUGAAGGUCCAAAGUGAAGGUUUGCAGCACAAUUUGCUGAUCUAUGACAAAACUCAUUACUGCAACUUCUACUUGGCUCCUGGUUCCUUGGGUUUUCGAGAUCUCGCUGAGAGUGUUGCAGACCAGACAGAAUUUCUGGGAAAGAAGAGCUUCUAUCUAGCAAAGAUCAACCAAGAUGGCAAAUUUGUCAUCUUUCCUCACACUUCAGCUGUGAAGAAGUGGUGA